GGCGAAACCUAAUCCCGCCGUGACAAGCGGGACACCGAGUCCGCCUCCUCCUCGAUCGCACACUCCGCCCUCCCCUGCCCGAUCGUUCGGCAGCAGCACGACGCUCCUCCUCUAUUUAUUUCGUCUCCAGCAGCGCUCCGGCUAGUCUUCUCUGCUCGGAAGAGGGGCUGAGGAAGGAGGAAGAGUCCCAAAACCAAACCAAAGGGUUACUAAUGUCUCACAACCCCUCCCAGCUGCUCCCUGCGGAGCUGAUCGAUCGGUGCAUUGGGUCGAAGAUAUGGGUUAUAAUGAAAGGCGACAAGGAACUCGUUGGGACCCUUAAAGGCUUCGAUGUCUACGUCAACAUGGUCCUUGAAGAUGUCACCGAAUAUGAAAUUACAGCUGAAGGACGUAGGAUAACAAAACUUGACCAGAUACUGCUAAAUGGAAACAACAUCGCCAUUCUGGUCCCUGGUGGUUCUCCGGAUCCAGAGUAAGCCGGCAACUUCUAUGUGGAAGUUUUAAUGAAGCAAGCUGAAGCCUUUUAGCAUAUUUAGGUUCACUAAGUUGUCUUAAUAUAUCAAAAAUGUUCAAAGUACACGUUCCAGCCAUUUAGCUUCUGAGUACAUGCACUAGAUAAAUGUCUACUCUCUGUCAAUCAACUAUUUUUCUCCUGAAACUCUAUCUGGACUGCGUUUGAUUACCUGAUGCUUCAUUAUUGAACAUAUUGCUUGCAGCA
Molecule: messenger RNA, 718 nt
Organism: Musa acuminata subsp. malaccensis (wild Malaysian banana)
Lineage: Eukaryota; Viridiplantae; Streptophyta; Magnoliopsida; Zingiberales; Musaceae
Product: sm-like protein LSM5
Biological process (GO): mRNA splicing, via spliceosome
Cellular component (GO): U6 snRNP; Lsm1-7-Pat1 complex; U4/U6 x U5 tri-snRNP complex
Molecular function (GO): RNA binding
Source: RefSeq, a predicted model, not a curated record